UUUUAGAGAAUGAUCUCGUUGGGGGCAGAGAAAAUAGCAAAAAAUGGUCUAAAUCCAAAAAGAACAUUUUCAACUAAUUCUGGUGAUAUUUCAUUGCCUCAACAAUUAUUUGGUUAUUUUUUAUUUUAUUAUUUUUUGUAUACUAUUAUUUCAGCCUCUUCUGUCGGUGCAUUGCUUACAUCACUUCUAGUCACUCCUAUGGAUGUUGUGAAAAUCAGACUUCAAAGCCAAGUUCGGCCUUUGGUUAAGGGUGAAUGCUUUCUUUAUUCUAAUGGUGUGUAUUUAAAUAUACUCACCAGUGCUGGAUAA
Molecule: messenger RNA, 309 nt
Organism: Meloidogyne enterolobii
Lineage: Eukaryota; Metazoa; Nematoda; Chromadorea; Rhabditida; Meloidogynidae
Source: the annotation of a GenBank genome assembly